Messenger RNA from Ceratitis capitata (Mediterranean fruit fly), 1573 nucleotides. RefSeq lists its product as uncharacterized. Bases 402 to 1304 code for a protein of 300 amino acids. The record is from RefSeq and is a predicted model, not a curated record. Lineage: Eukaryota; Metazoa; Arthropoda; Insecta; Diptera; Tephritidae. The transcript is spliced from 3 exons.
UAAAUUAGUCAGUAAUGGUGAAAUACAAGUCAUUUUGUUUCAGGUUCCGGAAUUGGUAACAAUUGUUCAACAGCUUACCAAACCGACCUUAUUUGGAACGAAAUUGCAGAAACCAAGGCGAAUUUAUUAUAUAAGGUGAAAUUGUCAGAUCAUAUGAUUGCUUGUGCUUCCUCCCAAUUAAACAAAUUGCGCAAACAAAAUGUGUGAAUUUGCCUUGGCGGAAACUAUAGUUUCAGUGUUGCCAGUGUCGAAAUUGAAAUGGACGGAAAAAUCCCUAAGCGAAAAAUUUCUCUGACAGCGCCUUAACUGAUGCUGGGUUUAAUAUUUUGAGACACGUAAAAUAUGUCGGUUGAUAUUUAAAAAUUCAAUAUAAACAUAAAACGCCCUAUACUCAAAAUAACAUGGAUUUAUGUGUACCAUCAAAAAGCAGAGUGAAAGACAAGCGUGAACGACAACCAAAUUGGACGGAAGCAGAGAAGCAAUUACUUUUAUCUCUUACUCGUGUUCAUCAAAUGAUUUUAGAAAAUAAAGGUAGUGAUACGAUGACAAUUAAAAGAAAAUCGGAGGCAUGGGACGAUAUCACAUCUAAUAUGCAAGCUGCCGGCUAUCAACGAUCAAAAGAAAGGCUCAAGCAGCAAUUGGGUCGUAUUCGUGCAGCGGAAGCAAAAAAAGCUAAAGAUGAGUUAGCGAAAAAUCUCUUCCAAAAUAAGCAAUUAAUAAUUUCCUUGUCAACAUCAGAACAAAUGGCUUCACCUACAAUAGUAAUGCCGCCGCCCAUUCAAGACGUUGCAAUUAAGGUUGAAAAGGACAUUUCUUUAGAAGAACUCAGUCCUUCGACUACUUUUCAGCAAAUAAGUAAAGGGCAGCAUGAAAAGUAUGGCAUUGCAGACUAUUAUCCCUCGCCAUCUCCAGUGAACCAAAAUGUAAAUAAGCAGGUAUCUCAAGAACUCCAGGUGCAAAGUUUAAAACCUUUUGUAACUGAUAAUGAAUCCAGUGUUUCGGAUCACCAGUUACCAACAUUUCCAACAAAUUUUGGAAGUCAUUGUAUGUGUAACUGUAAUCGGAAGAAAUUAAGAAAUAUUCGUUUGCGGAUUAACGGGCAUUCACCGCGAAAUCGUUCUCAACGAGCUCACCAAUUGCAUUUGUACCGAGUUGCUGUGGAAAAGGAACGAUUAAAAAUGUUAAAAUUGCAGCAGAAACGCGAUCGCAUUUUUUACCAAAAAGACAAAGAGAUACAAAAUCUCAAGUUACAAAUCUUAGGUAACUUAGCAGUAAACAGAAUUCAUCAUAUCAACUUUACUUAGUCAUUCAGAAAACUUAUCUAAUGUUAUUUUAUUGGACGUACCUUAAAUCGGGAUUUGCACAUAUCACUAUUUGGAACUUGUAACUACUUCAUUUGGUUAUAUAGAUUGCAUUUGGGGAAUUAUAAUAGAUCAAUAGUAGGAUUGUUUUUUAUUGUUUCUGAUUGAAGAUGCCUUUAAAUUUGUGAGACAUUGGCGGUUGAAAUGUAUUGAUGUAUAUCAUUCAUAAAUCUUUGUUCUUGUUUCUCAUAUUAAAAUGUAUUUAAUACAAC